CACAGUCUCCCACCACCAUGUUCCGCUACAACUCCCCCCUCGUGCAGGUUAGCCUCAUCGGCCUCAUCUGCUUCUGCUGCCCCGGCAUGUUCAACGCCCUCACUGGUAUGGGUGGUGGCGGUCAGGUGGACCCCACCGCCGCCAACAACGCCAACACAGCUCUCUACACGACCUUCGCCGUCUUCGGCAUCCUCGGCGGUGGUAUCUACAACGUCCUCGGUCCCCGCCUCACCCUCUUCGCCGGCUGCUCCACUUACGUCCUCUACGCAGGCUCCUUCCUCUACUACAACCACUACCACCACCAGGCCUUCGCUAUCAUUGCCGGCGCUAUUCUUGGCAUUGGCGCCGCCCUCCUAUGGGCCGGCCAAGGUGCCAUCAUGACAUCCUACCCGCCGCCUUCCCGCAAAGGCACUUACAUUUCCCUUUUCUGGAGCAUCUUCAACCUCGGCAGCGUCAUCGGUGGCUUCAUACUAUUCAUCCUCAAUUACAACCGAACCGAGGCCGUCUCUGUCAAUGACGCUACCUACAUCGCCUUAAUGUGCUUCAUGUCGGCCGGCACCCUCCUAACACUCUCUAUCCUCCCACCAUCCAGUGUCGUUCGCAAUGACGGCUCCCGACCCACCAACGUCAAGUACUCUAGUACCUACACUGAGGCCAUCGAGAUCUUGAAGCUGUUCUUCAACUGGAAGAUGAUCCUAAUCAUCCCCUCUGCGUGGGCCAGCAACUUCUUCCACACCUAUCAGUUCAAUAAUGUGAACAAAUUGAUGUUCAAUCUACGGACGAGGGGAUUGAACAAUGUGUGCUAUUGGGUUGCCGAGAUGCUGGGAUCUAUCGUAAUUGGGUAUGUUCUUGAUUUCAGUUUCAAGAGUAGGCGGAUGAGGGGGUUCGUCGGCAGUGGGAUUGUGGCCUUGGUUGGGACUGCGAUUUGGGGUGGUGGGUUUGUGAACCAGUUGAAUUAUUCGUAUGCCGAUUUGCCAGAACAGUUGGAUUUUAAGAACUCCGGCAAUGAUUAUGCAGGCCCGUUUGUGUUGUAUUUCAGCUAUGGGUUGCUGGACGCCAUGUUUCAGAGCACGGUUUUUUGGGUGAUGGGAGCUUUGGCUGAUGAUUCCAUGACCCUUAGCAGGUAUAGUGGAUUCUACAGGGGGUGGCAGAGUGCAGGGGCAGCUGUGGCCUGGCAACUAGAUGCGCGCAAAACCUCAUUGCUAAGGCAGGUGGUUGUGAACUGGUCCCAAAUGACAGUUGCUUAUCCUUUGCUGAUCUUGUUGAUCCUCUUGGCGGUGAAGGACGAAGAUGGCAAGGUUGAUGUGGAGGCAGCCGUUACUACCUUGAAACCAUCCUCCCCUCCUGAAAGGGAGGAAGGUUUCGGAAAGGUGGAAGAGUCAAUGAAGCCUCUCUAAAGAAUUUGCAUCUCCUACUUUCUCUGUGUUCUUUGGAUUUUUCAACAGGAAUAAUGUUCUUGGGUGUUUGCAGGAAUGUGGGAGCUUGGAGAAUUGUAAUGUUUUGUGGGAUACAGUGUGUUUUUAGGCUAACUCAUGUCUUUGUUGGUUGCAAUAAUCUGCUUCUUUGUUCUUUGA
Magnolia sinica is the source of this 1574-nucleotide messenger RNA. Its product is annotated as UNC93-like protein 1. Lineage: Eukaryota; Viridiplantae; Streptophyta; Magnoliopsida; Magnoliales; Magnoliaceae. The coding region runs from base 18 to 1397 and encodes 459 amino acids. The transcript has 2 exons. The record is from RefSeq and is a predicted model, not a curated record.